GUAAUGAUCAUUUCACACAUGUAUGUAGAAAGAACGAAAAAUUUCAUUGAAACUCGUUGAAAAGAAAGCUUUAAGAUCGCAGCUGACGGCCAGAAACCGUUCCUAGAUCUGCUGCGAUUAUUUGAUCGCAUAAUGGUGGAUCAGCCGAACCAUAAAUCGUACAAAAUACGCGGUCAUUCUCGACAACGAAGAAGCUCAAAACCGUAUUCCAGGCCUAGCGAACCGAAAAAUAAGGUGAUAUGCGAACUCUCUCGAAUCUUAUCUUGAUAUAUGAUUUAGAUAUUUAGUACGGGGAAAGUUUAAAAUAUCUAAACCAUGUUAGUUUUGUAUUUAUGCGAGUUCUUUCUAUUUGUUUAGGGUUUGCUUGAUAAAGUAAAGGAUUAUUUAAGUCCGUCUUGGCUGUUCGGAUAUUUUACACAGAAUGAAGACGAUUUUGAAGCAUCUAACUUUGAAGAUGAUGUCUCAGAUCAGAAUGCUGUAGUCACACACGAAGAAGGAAGUACUUCUAGUUCGUAUGUCCCAAAUCAAGGUCGUUUAGCUAGCCUUGGGGAAGAAAAUGACGAUGAAACAUUAGCUAGUUUAGAACUGAACAAUGAUAGUAUAUCAGCAGAUACGACCGAUAAGGCACAGGUAUUUGAUGAAAAUAAUGGCAAGCAAGACACAGUGGAAAUUGCUGACUCAUCAAUCAGGCUGUCUGGAUGUCUUAACGAUGACAUUGAAGUAAGUAUCGAGGGUCGUUGAUGAGUAAAUGUUGUUCGUGGAUGCCGUACAGGCAAGCAAAGCUUUCCUAGACAAGUUUCAUUUGCUUGUGUGUACGUCAAGGAAAAUGCUGUCAAAGAAAAUUUGACAAGAAAUACUUCUGUGCAGGUUUUGUCAAACAAAAGUCGGCCUUGACGUGCGAUAAAUGUUAAGAAAGACUGCGUGCACACAAGCAACAAAGCUUGUCAACAGAAACUUGUUGACCGCACACAUGAGAAAGUAAAGCCCUGGGCAAACUAGGAAACAUUGUUUCCUGCCAAUGUUUCGCCAUGUUUCCCAGAGUGGGCAAACACUAGGAAACAUUAGUGAGAAACAUAGGGAAACAUCAGAUGUUUCUGAAUUUGCUAGGAAACAUUUUUGCUUCCCAGGAAGCAAGUUUUGUUUCCGCAACAAUGUUUCCACGGGUCCGGCAAACAGGGAAACAUUCGAGGAAGCAUUGAGAAUCACAAAUGUUUCCGCAACAAUGUUUCCUGGUUUGCCCAAGGCUUAAACUUGUCAAGGCAAACCUGUCGAACUGUAAACUGCAAACCUGUCGUACUGUCGAACAGUACGGUACUUAAGAGUCUGCAGUUACAAACUAACUUGUUAAUGCCACACACAUGUUUACACUUGCAAUUUUUGCUGCGACUUCUGGUGCGAUUUUCGUCUUCUGAUGCAUGUGAACGAGGAGUUAUGAAUGUUGUGAGUAUGUGUACUUCAUGUGAACAUUCAUUAGUCAUCCACUCGUUCACAUCCAACCAAAAAUCUCACCUCAAGUUGCAGCCAAAAAUUGUAAACAUGCCUUUAGAUUGAGAUCUAAUGUGGAGCAGCUGCUGACUGAAACCAAGUAUGGAAUUAACAAAAAGCAGUUGCUGACAAUAACACAUUUAUGCCAUUAUCAUACAUAGUGCGUACCAGGCUACAGGCAUCAAUAAAAUGUGCGAGCGUCGCUCCCUAGCACCUUUUGAAUUUUCGUGGACACAUUUUAAAAUACUGACAUUUUCACAAUAGUUAGAUCACAAUAGUUAGAUCACAAAAUCUAAAUAAGAUGUGUUUUUGCAGGCACAUUUUGAAUUUUGCUUGAAGGCACGAAAAAUGUUAAUGAGGCCUGCCAGGCUAGCCUUUUUCAACACAUCUUUUAAUAUUUUUUGUAGGACGAAAAUGAAAGGCAAAUAGUGGAACAAACGGACAGACCACACCAGUCUGUUUCGUCUUAUUCAUCUGACCAACUUACUAGAAAGCCUUUACCAUCGUUACUGCAUUCUCGCUCCUCAUCUAGCUCGUUAUUACUACAACGAGGAACACCCAGUCUUCGUUCUCAAGGAAAUCCGUUGCUGGGGUCGAUGUCAGCUCGAAGUAAUUUGUACACUCCGAGCGUUAAAUUGUCAACACCAAUGACAACAAAUCGUGCAAGUUUUUCAAGCACACAAAAGCCAAGUUCCAGUCUAACAAGGCCAUUAUCAACAAGGAAUUCAUCUCUGAAGGACAAUAACUUGACUCAAGGUGAAACAUCCACAGUUGAUGCUACGCCGAGAUUUAAUACUUCGGCAACAAGUUUGGCUGGAACAACUCAGCCCAUUCCUACUGGGAGUUCUGCUCCGUUAUUCUCCGUGGAGAAAUUUGUUACUCCUGUGGUUAGUAUCUUUCUAUUUCAGAACUUCAGAAAUAUGAAAAGAUAGUUUUAUAUUAUUCUGACGCUGCAGAGAACAUCAACAGUUCGGAUAUCUAGACUCCCACUCUACCCAUUGAUCUAUCGAGUCAACAAGGAUUGGUAACAAGUCUUAUCCAAUUCAAAUACACAAAACAUCUUUGCAAUGACUUAACCUUUGUCUUGGAGGACGUGUAAGUCAUUGAGUGCCAGUGCUCUGUCCUUGACAAGUAAAAUAAUCUGACAUUAGACAGAGUAAAAUAAUGAAGUAUUGAGGCACAAUGCAACUCAAUGGGUUAACUCGGUGCUGCAAAUAAAUAUUUGACUUGACAGGACAUUUGUCCGAUCACUUUUAAUUUUGGUCGGACAUAACUUGAAUUUGGUCGGACAAAAACCAACAUCACUAAAUUUGGUCGAACAUAUAUACGUCACAGGAUAUAUAUAUAAGUCACGAGACAAGUAUGUAUAGCCAUUCCGGCGCAACGUUAGGCCAAAAAAAAAAUAUGUGGGUUUCCGGUUUCUUCUUGUAAAAACUUAGGUAGGGUAGGUCGGUUUUAACUUUUUUUUUUAAACUUUUUUUUUAAUUUUCCGAAUAAGCGGACGCCAUUUUGUUUAGUCAGUGCUUCCACAUCCAAAGAUAAAUUUCCCUAAUAUUGCCUCAAAUUUCAAUUUUCCACAAACUUUUUCCUCUAAGUGGAAACACUUACAAGCAUAAUCCAAUAAAAAAGUUUAGGGUCGGGAUUUCGACGUCCAAAAGCUAGGUAGGGUCGGGAAACCGGAAACCCACAUAUUUUUUUUUUUGGCCUUAGGUAAAAUGCUAGAAUGCCUUAUUACGGAUUUUGUCACAGCAAAAAAAUGUAUAAUGUGACAAUUUUUUGUGAUUGGACCAGUGUCCGAUCAAAAGUACUUUUGCUCGGACAUUUGCCAAAUUUAGUCGGACAUUGUUCGAUGUCUGACAGUAAUUUGCAGUCCUGUUAACUAAUAGUCUGAUUAACCCAUUGAGGGUGAGCACUCUUUCUUCGAAGAGUAAAAUCAUCUGGUGUUAGACAGAGUAAAUCAUUCGAGUGGGGCUCAAUGCAACUCAAUGGACUAGACACCUGAAGAUGCAAGUUUAACGAAUAUUUUCCUUUUCCUCUGCAGUCUCAGAAUAAUACGAAACUUCUUAUCUUAGAAAUGUUAUUAAACACUAUUGAUUAAUUAAUGCAAAUGUUCCUGUGUAGCAAAGAACAUUUACAAACAAACGUGUGGGUUCACCAAGCUAUCCAGGGCCAGUGAUGUUUGGAGGAGCGCUGAAUGUGUCACGGGAUGUGCCAUCCAAACGACGAAGGAUGAGUUCCCCUGGCUCUGAGGUAUUGUUUCAGUGACGUUAUUGUAGCAAAUGUGUAUAUUUUGAAAAAGUAUUCAUUUUAUUUACUUUUAUUUGAAGCAUUUUUGUUUUUUGUUAAAUUAACACCAGUGUUUUCUGGUAAUUUUUAUUUAGAGCCAUCAUCCUGUUUCAAAACUUCGUGUCAGAGGAGUGAAAGAAAAAACAAUUCAACGUAUGUCUUGUUUGCUUGUACAAACUUUGAAAUUUUAUUUUUUUGUAGAAGUUUAGACCUUUAUGGUGCAACACUCUUGAUGAGUAAAAUCGAUCAUCUCAAGUUAGACAGAGUAGAAUAAUAAAGUGGGGUGCAUUUGGGUGCAUUAUCACAUUCCCCUUGUUGAAGAGUAAAACCAUCUUGUGUUAGACAGAGUAAAAUACUGAAAUCGAGUGCAUUUUGGUGCACUGCUUCUUAAUGAGUUAAAAAUGUUUUAUAAAUGGUUUGCAGACUCAACUCUUGGUGGAACAGGUACAAGAACAGCACAACGGAUUCUUGAUGCCUUGGAGUCAGUCUCAUCUCCACUCAAGGUAUUUUAGUGCAAAAUCAAAAGGUAUUUUAGUGCAAAAUCAAAAGGUAUUUUAGUGCAAAAUCAAAAGGUAUUUUAGUGCAAAAUGCCAGAACUCCCUUUACAAAUGGCAGAAAUGCCAGAACUCCCUUUUCAAAUGCCAGAACUCUGUUUUCAAAUGCCAGAACUCCUUUCCAAAUGCCAGAACCCUGUUUUCAAAUGCCAGAACACCCUUUUCAAAUGCCAGAACUUGGUUUUCAAAUGUCAGAACUCCCUUUUCAAAUACCAGAACUCCCUUUUCAAAUGCCAGAACUUGGUUUUCAAAUGCCAGAACACCCUUUUCAAAUGCCAGAACUUGGUUUUCAAAUGCCAGAAUCCCUUUUCAAAUACCAGAACUCCCUUUUCAAAUGCCAGAACUUGAUUUUCAAAUGCCAGAAUCCCUUUUCAAAUACCAGAACUCCCUUUUCAAAUGCCAGAACUUGGUUUUCAAAUGCCAGAAUUCCCUUUUCAAAGCCUUUACAACACAGUUGUUCCUCAGUACCAAAAACCAAUAUUUUUAAAAGUGCAAUAUUGAAUAACCAAUCUUUAAAAUAUAACUAUCGAUAUAUUGCAACAGCCUACAGUAAGUACUAAUUAAUAUUUUGUGUGUAGGAUGUUCGUCGGAUACCAUCACCAAUUUCAUUGGCAUCUGCAUCACCAUUAUCUUUUAUGGUAUGUUUCCUUAUUCAUUGUUUGAUAAUAUUCACAUUGUACAAACCUGUGAUUUGAUGUUAAAAAUUCUCCCCAGGCAUCAAAGACUCGAACAACUCCACCAAAAACAAGAGUAGGUCCACGAGUUUCAUAUUUACAGGUAAAUCAGACAUGUACAUCAUAGUGUUUAUCUUCGUAUUUUAAGUCUGUGUAACUCUUUUCUUGUAUUUUCUUACAUUAAAGUUGUAAAUAUCACAUAUUCUAGAUUUUUGACUGUGAAUUUUAUACAUUUAAGAGGAGAUUUUUUUUAUGUUACGUAACAUGUGCUCAAAACUAAUGCGUAUAAUAUACCACUUGAGGUUAUAACUAAGUUCAAAAUUUUUAUUUUUCGAUACGUUUCUCAAUCUGCAAACAAACUUAAAAACUAUGUUUAGUACUUUAUCUGUAAAAUAAUACUAAAAUGAAGAGAUUUUAGAUGGUACGCCAAAGAGAAAAUGCUGUCUGAGGUUCAGUAAGUUUUGCUUAUAUUGCUGUAAACAUGGUGUCAAUUUUAAAGCAUCAUUGAUAAUUGUAUUUUAAUUGACAUUUUUUAUCUAUUUUAUGUUUCUCAACUGGCAGAUGCAUUUAAAAAGGUUGCUGACUCUAUAAACUAGAGAAUAAAGCUAAAACAAAGUAAUUUUGAGAGGAACGCCAAAAAAGAUUUUAGGUUUUGAACACUUUUCAUUGCAAAUACGUGACAUUGAAAAAAAUUGCCUCUUAAUAAGCUUGAUUCCUGCCAGAGGGACUGUAAUUAUUUGUGUAUGUUAUAUUGUACGUGGGGAAAAAUCAAAUAAUUUAUUAAUAUCACAUUGUGUUUAGGCCAAACUACUUGGUGACCCUCCUGUGUCAUCAUUACAAACUCCUGAAGUUGCAAAAGUUUCCUUUGUUGAAGAUCCCACGUCCACAGAACCUCAGCCCAGUUCCCCUCCUACCUCCCCACCAAGCAAGAGUUCCAAACACCCUGUCAAAGAUCAAUCUUUGUAAGUUGUCUUCACACAGAGUGAAAGAGAAAGAAAAGUUUUCUGUAGUGAUAAAAUCAUAUGAAUAUCCUGGCAUUAAAACUUUUUCUUCUUUUUAAAAUAGUUUCAGUGGUCUGAAAGACACGGUUCUUAAGGUUUGUGAGAAAUAAAUUAACUAGCUUUACAAACGACGCCAGUUUAUAGUUUCUGUAAACCACACAUAAAUCAUGAGUAUUUUCUAGUUAUACAUAUAUUAUAUAUAUUUUCAGUUCUAAAAUGUUGUUUUUCGGCUGAUGAGAAAGAUCGUAACUCAAUCUUUACAACCGUUACGACCAUAUGAAAAAACAUGCUUAACUAAUUCAUGCUUCAGUUUUAGUGCACAAAUUGCCCUGACUUUCAACAGCUUACAGUUGACCUCAAAGACGAUUUGAAGUUUACCGUUUGCUGUCCAUAAAUGUCAAUUUUGAGGUCUCUAUUCAAUGAAAAACGCUACAAAAAAGACAUUCCUUUCAACGAGAAAGCUUUCAUUUGAUAGGGACGCAACUACGUGAAAAAAUACGAUGUUUAAAGCAAAGCGAAGAUCAUUCAUUUCAAUGUGAGAUUUCUUUGUGUGAACUAAAGAUACAGUUGUAUGAAGUAAAGUGAAUGUUUUUAUUUAUUGCAGAGUUCACUUCCUUCGUCUUUUGCCCCGAAAUCUUUGCCGACAUCGCUGUCGCCGAUAGAAAACACGAGCAGAUCAUCGGGAAAGAUGAGAGCAGCUUCUCGCAGUACAGCCAUGCAUUAUAGUUCGAAUAAAAAUAAUCCAGAUGACGAGGUGAGCCUUCUUGUUUAAGAUAUUACAAUCAACAUACAAGAUCCUCAAGGUUGCGCUGGACAGAGCGAGAUAUGCUGGGUAUCUGGCUUAAAUUAUACUGUUGAUAUAAGGUAGAUAUUGUAAUAAUAAGAUAUUGUAUCUUAUUCAGGUUGUGAAUCCGUUGCCUGAGAUUCGCAGUGCAGUGCCACUGCCUCUCAAUCCAGGGAAGAACAUGUCUUUACCAUUGUUUAAUGCAAACAAAAUAGCAGACGAUGGUCCGAAUAUAUCGCAGAGAAAUUUCAACAAACAAAAGGUACAGUAUAUAUAUUAGUAUUUACUGGAAAUAUUGACAGGCUUGAAAAAGGAUGUGCUGCACUUUCAGAACAAGUUGUCAACAAUGUUUGUUACAGCCUUGUUCCGUUGCAACAUACCAUCUGUUGCGUGAUAUCUAGUGCUUGGUUAAAUACGCUAACAUCGAUUUUGGAUUAUAACGAUUUGGUUUCUCUUUGAAAGGAAUCGUCAGCAAAAGACAAGCAAUUAACGGAGUCGCCUAAAAAUGGCUUCAUCUUUUCAUCGCCUGCACCAAAAUCCCAACGUUUCUCAGUGAAGGAGAGUUUGGAAAUCGCUGAUGAUGAGGUUAAUAUGCUUUGAAUUUUGCUUAAAAAUUUCUACCAAAAAAUAAUUGUUGGUUUAAUUAAGGUUUCUGAAUGUUAGGAAUUUCUUUGACCGUUUACUGUAUUUCUCACUUAAUCGAAAACGUAAAUUUAAUCUCCUUAAUCUAAUUCAAUAUUUUCCCUUUCACCUAGGUAUCAUUUUCAUUCAGUGAACCAACUCCUGUUAGGAAGGUAAGAUUGUAAGAACGGCAUUCUCGUGUUUAUAACCAGGUCUUUCGCCGUGCGACAGAUGUAAUGCGUUUCUAGUAUAAAUCUUCAUUAUUCUCGCUUUCCCCUGUUAACGGUAACAGCACUAUUAAAAUCAGUAUUUUCAUUCUAACAUGAAUUUAUUUAUUCCAGAGUUCUGGUGCUACAAAAGAAACCUUUAAGAAUCCUCUAUUGCAAUCUCAGAAAACUUCAAACAGUUUUAAACCAGCAGUGAAUCAUUCACCGAACCAAAAUAUGAAAUCUAAUUCUCCGUUCAGCAAAAGCCCUCUGACAAACGACAUAACCUUUGCUUCUGGAAAGAGUAAAGCUCAACCCGCUGAUGCUCUUGGGAAACCCGAGCCGGCACAAACCAAUGACUUUGCCCAGCGGUUUGCACCAGCUGCGGGUUCAUGGGAAUGUACGUCAUGUAUGAUCAACAACGAGGCGAGCGCAGUGAAAUGCGUUGCUUGUGAAACAGCUAAACCUUCUGCAGGAAAAACCCGUAAUACCGGUAAAGACAAACAGGAAAUACAGGAAAUAAACUUGAUAGCAAAAUUUGCUGCACCCAAAGAUUCCUGGGAAUGCGAGACGUGUUUAGUCAGGAAUAAAAGUGAGUCGAAUAAAUGCGUCGCGUGUGAAACGAAGAGACCUGCGGCUAGUUCAGACGAUGAUUUGAAACUUAAAUUUGCAGCCCCUAGUGGCUCAUGGGAAUGCCCAACGUGUAUGGUUCAGAAUAAAGCCGCUGACCUAAAGUGUGUUGCAUGUGAGACGCGUAAGCCUGGGUCGAGUUCUAACGAUGAUUUGAGACUGAAGUUUGCAGCCCCAAGUGGUUCAUGGGAAUGUCAGACGUGUAUGGUACAGAAUAAAGCUGGCGACUUAAAGUGUGCCGCGUGUCAGACGAGCAAACCUGGGGCCGAGAGUGCAGGUGAGUUAUCGUACUUUAUCGUCUUAAGGAGGCUCCCUACAGUUUCUAAUAUAUAUCAGUGUUUUCAACUAAAAGCUCUUCAAAAGGUUAUAGGAUGAAAAAUACAGUAUAAGCCUUUGUUUCCUCGUAUAUCAAAGAGUAAUUCCAACAUACAAUGGUUACUCUUGACAUUACUAUGGCAACGUGGCGUAACCAUUUAUCUCGCCUAUAUAUCAGCCAAAAGAUCCAUCAUAGUGGAAAAAUAAGAACGGUGACCUAGCUUUUUUAUUGCAGAAACUACAUUAAUAUGACGUUCUGAAUCAUUUCACAAAGUUUUUUUGUGAAAAUAAAUUUGGCCUUUAAACGUUAAACUGUGUUUAUAAUCUCUCAAGGUUCAACUCAAUCUGGUUCCACCUUGAACCAAACAAGCGUUACCACAAGCGGCUUUACAUUUGGGGGAAAUGAUGCUUCUAAAACUACUACAAGCUCUGGGUUUACGUUUGGCAACAGCAACAACACCGACAAAACUUCUGACCCGGCAAAAACAUCAGCAUUCACCUUUGGACAGAGUUCUACCAAGUCAAGUACAGCGAACUUUUCUUUUGGCAACAACACAGCGACCACAACGGAAGCUAGUUCGACAUUUGCAAGCACCAGUAGUGAGGGGAAACCUGCUUCGGGUUUUACUUUCGGAGGAAAUUCAAGCGCGAAACUCACUACAACUCCGUCGUUUACUUUUGGGGCAACUUCAAACAAAGAGCAAAAUAAACCUCCGUUUUCGUUCGGUGCAGACAACACAUCGAGUCAAAAUGGAGGUCAACAGAAAGAAGAUAAUAAUGAGAAAGUGAACGAAAAGCCUUCAACUACACGUAAGUAUGGCAUGUUAAAUUUUACACGAUUGCAAGAAUGGAGGUAUAGGACAGAUUUGAUAGAAAACAUCGUCUUGUAAGUCUGAGAUGGGACCUUUAUUUCGAGUAUGAAUGACUUUCUUUGCCAUAUAUUUUCCCCUCAAACACUUUAGGUUAACUUAGCCUAUUAUUAUUUUCAGCGACAAUGAGUAUAGCAGAAGCCGCGGCUGCUGGGUUAUUGAAAGUUCCAGGUAAAGAUAGCACGACAACUCAACCGCCGGCUCAAACAGUUGCAACAGAACCUGCAACUGCCCCAACGUUUACGUUUGGUGGGGCGGCCGCCCCUUCAGGAGGGCCUGGGGAGCAACAAGCUAGUACCAAGACAUCUGGUCUGGGGUUCACCCCACUUGCCUCAUCCCAGGUGAAGCCGUUUGCUUUUCAGACGUCAACAGCAACAACAACAUCUACCAAAACCACAACAGGUGAAUGAUAUUGUUUGAUACAUCGAUUUUAUCAUUCUUAAUUUUCGCUUGCAAAUUUUGAACAUGCUUCAACAUUCCUUUGCAAUUUCGAUGAGGCAAGCCAGAAUAUUUAUGAGAUGAGAUUUUAAAAUUCUUUACCACUGGAAAUCGUUAGCUGUUUAAACUAAUUUUAUGCGUAUAGUUUUUAGAACAACAAGUAAAUGCUAAAAUACAAAACAAUAGAUACUCCGAAAAUUGAAAGCAUUUUGAAAAUUUAAUAAAUAAAUCCAAUCACUGGUCGUUGAUACUUUAUCAAGAGUCUAUUGCUAUUAAUAGAAUGAAACCGUCCCUAAACCAUGGAACUAAAACCUCUAAAGAUCUAUCAUAUUAAUAUUUAACUAAUCGUAUCUUGUUACUUCACUAUAUAUACUUGUACAUAUUUAAUAUCAUCAUCAUUCAUUUCCUGAUGAUGACUAUAGUUUAGUCGAAACGUCGAAAUAAAUUUUCAAAAUGGUUCCCUUAAUUUAAGUAAAUACUAUAAAUGUUUGUUUGUAUUUUAGGUGGUUUGUUCACAUUUGGAGCUCAACAGCCAACAGUUUCCACCGUAACUUCAUCCACUGCCAACCCAACUUCAUUAUUUUCGUUCACUGGCACAACUCCUGCUGUGCCUCCUGCUAACACCACAACAACAUCUGCUGGUGUCAAGAACACACCAUUCUCAUUUACUCCCUCAAACACUGCUACAAGUCUGGCCAAUGCUACAACAACAGUUCCAGGACUCGCCACAACCAACUCUGUCCCCUCCUUCAAUUUUGCUGGAUCAACUGGUGGUACUUUACCUUCUGCGAAAGCAACACUCGCAUCAACUCAGAGUAAUCCUGCUGGAAUGUUUUCAUUCUCAGGUUCUGCAGCAUCUGACCAAGCUAAGUCAGCCGCCGUGUUUAAUUUUGGUGCAGUAAAUGGUCCUACAUCAAGUAACGGCCCAAGUGUCAGCACUACUGGGCAGGCAGCAACUGGUUUGUUUUCGUUCAUUGGAACCCAGGUAAAGAUACCAAACAUUACAUCUCAUUGUACUUUGUUAAACUGUUUGUCUUAGAGGACUAGAAGUCCAGCAAGGAUCAUAUUGGUCUAACUAUCCGUUAUAAACCUUUCUCUCUAGAGGUCCAGUAAGAGUCAUCUCGUAUUGACCCAGUGUUACUACAGGAGGAAACCUAAACUAAACUAACUUAAUUUAUACUGGAUAGCUCUAUCAGUUCUAAACUGUUCUUCCUAGAGGUCCAGUAAGGAUCAUCUGGCCUUUUUAAUUCAGUUUUAGUACAGGAGGAAACCUACUAAACUAAACUAACUUUGUCUAUCAGUUCUAAAGUGUUCUCCCUGGCGGUCCAGAAGUUACCACAGAAGGAAAUCAAAACUGAAGUAACUUUAUUAGAGGGGGGAGGGUCAGGUUAAUAGAAAAUUUACGGUAUAUACAUUAGACAUUAAGUGUACAAAACACACGAGAAAGGCCUGUCAAAACUGUAUUUUAACGAAUGAUGUUUUUGCAGCAGCCAUCCACAACACCAGUUGUUGAGAAUCAAAACUCAAUGGGGGGCGAGGAGAUGGACGCAGACUCGAACAAUAAUCACGAUCAAAGCACUUUCCCCCAAGCCACUGGUGGAUUUAACUUCACUGCACCUACAGCGGGUAUGUACUGGCUGGAUUUAUAGUUGGCAGUCACGUGAUCUUGGUUAGCUGUUCCUAAUGCUUUCCCAACACUAUCAUGUUGUAUUCUAUUUAAGUUAAAACAUAGUUGGAACAUGACUUUUUUCUGUGUUAGUGUAAUGUACUCAGGUGAAUAUGACGCUUGUGAUGUUACUCUCAGUGUAUAUCCACACCGAGCAAGCUUGAAAAAUAUGCCUGGCCACUGUGGGAAUUCCAAAGGUCGUAGGUUCGAUUCCCACCGUGGCGAGGCAUAUUUUUCAAGCUUGCCCAGUGUGGAAUAUACACUCAGAGUAACAACACAAGCAUCAUAGUUGGAACACUUAUCAAACGUUAAUCUAGAGCUUGACAUGUUCCCUGUGCCUGCCAACCCUCAUCAACUCUCAUCUUCGUUUAAUCAUGGUGUUUUCUUGUAUUUUCAGGUAAUAUGUCAGGUUUAUUUCCGGCUGGGGGAACCAGCGCUACAACUGGCGCAACCCCAGGAGGUUUUAAUUUCAGUGCCAAUACUGGCGUGACGUCAACGUUCCAGUUUGGGGGAAACUCCAGUACUCCUUCUGGAGGAUUUAAUUUUGGUGCAGCUGUACAAACCGCUGGCUCCUCUCCUUUUAUGUUUGGCGGCGCAUCUACCCCUGCCAGCGGUAAUACAAGUAAGUACAAGGUUGAGACUGUGCCUAUUACAUCAUGCAUAUUACCCGGACACGUGACAUUUUAUAUGUGAAAAGAGUCGGUCAACGGGUACUCCGGUUUCCUCCCCCAGGGAAUGUUGACAGGGUGGGUUGGGGUUAGCCCUGUAACUGACCCUUUCACCGUAGCUGUACUCCGUGAUCAGACAUGAGUCAUAAGGUGGCUGCCAGAGGCGCCCUUAGAAAGCCUUCGACUGGAUCAGGUUGAGCUGUGUCCUUCGUAAUUCAGCUUAGCUCUCAGCUGCAAGUAAGGAUGAUUAGCACACCCCACUUCUUACAUACGGAUUGAUAGGUUGUUUACCAUUUACAUGGAAAACCCGUCCGGUUUGAAAUUGUGCUAAUGGUAAGCAAAAUUUCGGAUAGAAAAUCCCAUUCGGAUUAUGUGCUUUCCAUUUAAUAAUUUCAAUUGUUAAAUCGAGAAGAGCCUGGAACUGGUAAAAAAAUAAAAAAGAUGUAAUUGGAACAACAUUUACCGGUUGAAACGUUCCAAUCGGUAAGAGAGGACAACCUUUUCAAACAAACCGUUCAUUCCGGAAAAGUUCCGGUUGGGCCGUCGAAAUAUGCUUGUUCCAUUUACUUUCCGUAUGGAAUCACCGGAAUUUCCAUGUAAAUGGUAAACAACCAUAGAAACCCUUCAAGUUACUAAAAUGUCCUCUCGUAUUUCUAGACCCAACAACAGCUUCAUUCAACUUUGGGCCAACCUCCGCUGCUUCUAAACCUCAACUGAACGUUGGGCAAACCACUGACCAACCCGCUUUGUUCAACAUGGGCGCAGCACAAACUACACCCAGGGUCUAUCGAAAGGCCGUAAGACGUACCCGACGAUAAAUGAUUGUGAAAAUCUUGUUCAAAAACUGCUUUCUUUUAAAAGUGGUGAAGGUAUAGGACGUAUCUUCCGUUGUCAAUAAUGCGAUGAAUUUUAUGUAAACAAAAAAGUUGUUUGAGGUCUGAAAAGAAUAUUUUAAAAAUAUUUUUGGUCUGAAAAAAAAAAUUUUACUGAAAAAAUAUUUUCGGUAGUUUAUAAUACUUGCCUACACUUGGUUCCGCACGUUUGAGAUAUCAUUGUAGAUAUCAAUGCAAUGGAGUUCGAUUCCUACACCUAUUUUUUGGUGCAAUUAUUUUUCAAUCAGGGAAUGAAGCACCAAAGUCCUGUCUUGAUUUUGAAUCGUAUUUAAAGGAAGCUAGUUUUUGAACAAGAAUAUAAACAUUGAUUUACAAGACGAAACUGACGGUAACUCAAAUGACGGCGACAUUCCGAACUGAGACAUGACUUUCUCCGAGAAGUGAAAUUUCAAAAAAUAAAUACUUGGAGAAGUCACUGAACUUGAAAGACAUCCGUUGAGAGAAACAACAUGAGACCCGAACAAAAACUUCAUUGGAAACAGCUCGAAGGUAUAAAUUCCGUGAUUUUGAUCGAUAUCUAUAUAUGGCACGUGUUUCUAUGAAGAGCACACAUAUUUGAAAUUAGUUAAUGUUCUACAAACCUACGCAAUAAUACGUUCUGGAAGUUUUUUAAGUAGCAGCGAAAAUACACAACACAGCUCGCUUUGAGGAGGAAUUGAGAAGGGGUUAUGGUACAAGUGUAGCUGUUGAAUUGUGUCUUUCGCCAACACGAAGUUAGAAUAAUUUAAAAUAUAGUCUAUCGAAAGGGUGAUUCGUACACAAAUAAAUUUCUUUUCGAAAUCCUUGCUUUUGUCCUCGAAAUAUGGAGAACAUACGAGCCUAGUAGGCAUUUUAUUUAAAAUAUUGUAUGUAAAAUUCCUAUGCUGUGUUCAAUGUAUAUAGACACUCACUCACUCAAGUCAAACCAAUUCAAACUGGAGCUAUUUUAUUAUGACGGGGUAAGGCUAAAAAUUAUGCAAAAUAUUUAUUUUUAUAAUGUAUAUAGGGGGAAUUUCGUAUAAAAUAUAGUGGGUGGGGGGAGGGUAUAACAGAAUAGGAUUUCUAGGGACAAUGAAUAAAAUGGUAAGAUUUUGAAUUGGGUUGGUUUGGUGUUUCAAAUUUGAUGUAUUCCUUGUACUGUAAAUAUAGUCUGGAUAACCUAUGUAGAUUUCAUUUUCUCAGCACGCCAAUUAAAGUGUGAUAACACCAAAUAUGAUUUUUGGUAUGUGUAAUAGUUGGGUGAUUUGAAGAAGAAAUGUAAUAUAUAUUUUUAGUAAAAAAGUUUAUCUUAAUAGACUUUUUCACUCUCAAAGUUCCGGAUAUGACGUCCUAAAAUUCCCCAAAUGACAUAUUCGGCAGCUUCGAGAGCCGAAAAGUCAAUCAAGACGAGUUUUUUUACUAUAAAGAUAUAUUACAUUUCUUCUUAAUCCAAAUAUUUCGUAGGCCAAAAAUCAUAUUUGAGGUUAGUAUAGCACUUUAACGUUUGUAUCGUUAUAGAUAAUUCACAUGCCCAGUUACUAUUCUAGUUUACAGAAGCAUAAAAUAGAACAAAAGGUAAAAUGAAUUAUGUGUAAGAGUCAUUCACUCUUGAACAGUACUGUAGAUAAUUCUAAAGCGAAGAAUAGUAACUGAGCAUGUGAGUUCUGUAAAGUUGAGAAUUGCGUAUAAACAAAUGUUGGCAAAAUUUGUCUAUUAAAUAUAGUCUGAAAACUUCAAUGGGAGUUUUUUCAUCUUUUUGUUGAAAAGUAAAAUUGAUUAUCUUUACGAAAAGUUAAGUACAUGUUAUUUACUUAUUUAGACUUAUUUCUUUGAAACAAACUUUUUAUGUUUUCUUAGAAAAUCUGCGAUACUGAGUUCAUUUUCAUGAGAAAAAUCUACUUUGUGUUGUGGGUGUGUUAUGACAGGUUACCCAGACUAUAUCUAUGCACCCUGUGUAUCGGUGGGUGAAAAAAUAACUACAUCAUUAAAAAUUUACGUGUACUGGUUUUAUGUGAAAUAAAAUCUAGGUUUACUG
Paramuricea clavata is the source of this 15083-nucleotide messenger RNA. The record is from the annotation of a GenBank genome assembly. Lineage: Eukaryota; Metazoa; Cnidaria; Anthozoa; Malacalcyonacea; Plexauridae.